GGACCGGGGCGAUGUCGGAGCUGGAGCGGCUGCGGCUGAGCGAGAUCCCCGCGGGCCGGGAGCGGCUGCGGGAGCAGCACGGGAACCUGCUCAGGGUGGCCGAGUACUGCCACAGCAACUACCUGCAGGCCGGCGACAAGCGGCGGGCGCUGCAGGAGACGAUGGCGCUGAGCACGCAGUCCCUGGCCAGUGUCACCUACCAGGUCAGCAGCCUGGCCCGCGCCUUCCUGCGCCUCAUGGACCUGCAGGCGGCCCAGCUGCGCCAGCUGGAGGCCGAUGUCACCUGCGUGGCACAGAGCGUGGACAUCCACAAGGAGAAGGUGUCGCGGCGCGAGAUCGGCGCCCUGACCGUCACCAGGAGGUGCCUGAGCUUCCAGAAGGUUCUGCCCCCGCCGGAGCCCCCCGUGCUGGAGCCCUACUACCGGAGACCCCUCAACUUCAGCGUGCUGGACGGCGUGGGCCACGGGGUCAAGGACACCAGCACGCAGCUGUCCCGCACCGGCACCCUGGCUCGCAAAAGCACCAAAUCCUCCUCGGCCCAGGCUGCGGGGACGCUGGGGAGGAGCAGCCGUGUCCCCGAGCCGGUGCAGCCGCCCGUGGUUCCCGCGGGGAAGCUCCCGAGCGGCUCCUGCGGCUCCUCCCCGCUGCCCCCCAGCUCCAGCGGGACCCUGGCACCUCCUGGGGACGGAAUUCCUGCCCCGCCACCACUGCCAGGGCCACCCCCGAUGGCACCGUCCCUUCCUGUGCCACCCCCCCCGCCUGGCACUGCCAUCCCCCCUCCGCCGCCCCUCCCUGGGCACCUGCUGCCCACUCCCCCUGCCCACCUGGCCGUGCCCCCGCCGGAGCUCCCGCCCCCAGCCCCCGAUGACCUCGAGCUGCCGCCGCCGCCCCCGGCUGAGCCGGACUUUGGGGACCUGGCCCUGCCACCGCCCCCGGACGCAGAGGAGCCCCCGUGGGCCCCGCAGAGCUUCCUGUAGGAGGUGGCUCCGUGUCCGUGUCCCCAUCCCGCAGUGGUGUCCCUGCUCCCUGACCCGCGGCAGGAGGACACCGAGGACACCGAGCUGGGAACGCGGCAGGGAGGGAGCUGAUCCUGGGGGCAGCUCUGGAUCCCUGUGCUGGAUCCCAACUCUGGAUCCCAGCUCUGGAUCCCAACCCUGCAUCCCAGCCCUGGAUCCCAGCUCUGGAUCCCAGUCCUGGAUCCCAACCCUGGAUCCCAGUCCUGGAUCCCAACCCAGAACAGGACCCUGGGCACAGAGCAGAGCUCGCUGUCCCCGUGGGCUCCAGGGAUGCUCCAGCCCCAAAACCCCACCCCUGUCCAUCCCCUGUCCAUCCCCUGUCCAUCCCCUGUCCAUCCUCUGUCCAUCCCCUGUCCAUCCCCUGUCCAUCCCCUGUCCCACCCUGCUGCUCCAGGGAUGCUCCAGCUCCAAAAUUCCACCCCUGUCCAUCCCCUGUCCAUGCCCUGUCCAUCCCCUGUCCAUCCCCUGUCCAUCCCCUGUCCAUCCCCUGUCCAUCCCCUGUCCAUGCCCUGUCCAUCCCCUGUCCAUCCCCUGUCCAUCCCCUGUCCAUCCCCUGUCCAUCCCCUGUCCAUCCCCUGUCCAUCCUCUGUCCAUCCCCAACCCUACCUUGCUGCUCCAGGGGUGCUCCAGCUCCAAAACCCCAUCCCAGAGUGUCCCCUGUCCAUCCCCUCUCCAUCCCCUGUCCAUCCCCUGUCCAUCCCCUGUCCAUCCCCUGUCCAUCCCCUGUCCAUCCCCUGUCCAUCCCCUGCCCACCCUGCCGCUCCAGCGCCAUCCCCCAAUCUCCAGGGCCCGAGGAUCAGGAUCCAGAGCAGGAUCCAGAGCAGGAGCCCCCUCGGUGCAGCUCAGAGCUGUGUCCCGGCCAGGCUCCUGUCUGUCUGUCUGUCUGUCUGUCUGUCCGUCCGCAAUACAGAGCU
Molecule: messenger RNA, 1930 nt
Organism: Zonotrichia leucophrys gambelii
Lineage: Eukaryota; Metazoa; Chordata; Aves; Passeriformes; Passerellidae
Gene: ABI3
Product: ABI family member 3
Exons: 9
Coding region: 12-977 (321 amino acids)
Biological process (GO): regulation of cell migration; neuron migration
Cellular component (GO): actin-based cell projection; lamellipodium; SCAR complex
Molecular function (GO): signaling adaptor activity; SH3 domain binding
Source: RefSeq, a predicted model, not a curated record